UUUAAAUCUCUGUUUUAACGAUGCAAAAAAAGGAAAAUCCAGAACUAUGAGAUAGGGAGUAGUAAUUUAUUUCAAGCUAUAAAAUCUACUGCAGAAACUGGUAAAUCUCCCAUUAACCAGAAAUCAAGUAUUGGUUGCUCAAUUAAAUGGUCUCAUUCUACA
This is a messenger RNA of Brugia malayi, 162 nucleotides long. Lineage: Eukaryota; Metazoa; Nematoda; Chromadorea; Rhabditida; Onchocercidae. The record is from the annotation of a RefSeq genome assembly.